CAAGCAUCAUCAAUGGCGGAUGGGAAUGGAGCUGAGAGAGAGAGAGAAGACGGAGCGAGCAAAUCCGUUAGCUGUCCAAGAAAGCACUGAACAAGGUGACAAACCACAAACUGCCCUCUCACUAACCUUGCACUCUCCGCUGAUGCCUCACGCCACAGUCCCCCAGCUCGUCAACUAUAACUCAUCGGUACCAUUGACUCAUCCCUAGACCCUCUCCUGUUCUCCAUCACUUCCUGCUCAUUUUGCUCUCCCGUGAUCAAUCAAUGGCUCUCCACUCAUGCGGGUUCUGCUUCGGCGUCGUCCCUUCUCCAGCCCCUCGAAAUUACGUGACUUUGAGGCGGCAGAGCGUCAGAGCAUCGGCCUUCGAUUGCCCUCCUCUGUAUUCUUCUGUCGCCCGAUUGGGAGUGAAGGGAAGAGCAUUACCAGACAGAGAUGGAACUGACGCAAAAGAAAAUUCCCUUGUUGUUUGUUUUGGGGAAUUGCUGAUUGAUUUCGUUCCAACGGUUAAUGGGCUUUCACUGGCCGAAUCACCUGCAUUUAAAAAGGCUCCGGGAGGAGCACCUGCUAAUGUUGCAGUGGGGAUCGCCCGUCUGGGUGGAUCAUCAGCCUUCAUUGGAAAGGUCGGAGAAGAUGAAUUCGGAUAUAUGCUAGCGAAUAUACUAAAGGAGAAUAAUGUGAAUAAUGAAGGCAUGCGAUUCGAUCCCGGGGCCCGAACUGCCCUAGCAUUCGUCACACUUAGGAGUGAUGGGGAGCGUGAAUUCAUGUUCUACCGCAACCCUAGUGCAGAUAUGCUUCUUCAUGAAUCUGAACUCGACCUUGACCUGAUUCAGAAGGCAAAAAUUUUCCAUUACGGUUCUAUUAGUCUGAUUACCGAACCAUGCAAGUCAGCUCAUAUUGCCGCAGCAAAGGCAGCAAAGGACGCAGGCGUAAUUUUGUCCUAUGAUCCAAACCUGAGGCUCCCACUAUGGCCUUCUGCAGAAAGUGCCCGAGAGGGAAUCCUGAGCAUAUGGGAAUUAGCUGAUAUCAUUAAGAUAAGUGAAGAGGAGAUCGCAUUUUUGACCAAUGGAGAAGAUCCAUACGACGAUGCUGUCGUCCGCAAGCUGUACCAUCCGAAUCUCAGGUUGCUGCUCGUCACUGAGGGUGAGGAUGGUUGCAGGUAUUACACCAAGGAAUUCAGUGGAAGAGUUAAUGGAUUGAAGGUGGAAGCUGUGGACACAACUGGUGCAGGUGAUGCCUUUGUGGCGGGAAUAUUGUCGCAGUUAGCUCUGGACUUCUCCAUUCUUCAGGAUGAGAGCCGACUCAGAGACGCUCUUAGCUUUGCAAAUGCAUGUGGUGCAUUGACCGUGACAGAACGAGGUGCAAUACCUGCUUUGCCAACCCGUGACGUAGUGCUUAAUGCGAUGCUUAAAUCUGUAUCAUAGGUCACCCUAUCUUCAUAUACCCGACCUCUUCAUGAUUCUUUGAGGGGAGUGCCUCGAGUCUUCCACUUCUUUGCAUAGAAUAAAAGUUGAGAGAGAGGAAGCGAAUUUACCCUGUAUUGUUGUUCGAUAUUAUUACAUGUUCGAGUUCUACUAUUUGACCAAAGAACGUGUACUAUGUAUCCUAAAAUGUAGGUAAUCUGAACUCCCCUGGUAUCUGCUGAAUCUUUCCCCUUUUUUUUUU
Messenger RNA from Punica granatum (pomegranate), 1662 nucleotides. NCBI's taxonomy places the organism in Eukaryota, Viridiplantae, Streptophyta, Magnoliopsida, Myrtales, Lythraceae. The record is from RefSeq and is a predicted model, not a curated record.